GAUCCAUCAUUCCGCUGCAAAGUUCAGUUACUGUCACGGUCCAUGAUCUGUAUAUCCAUAACCUGUUCGCGACCGUGAGCAUACCCAGCUGUGUGAAGUAUUCCAACGUUUCCUUUGACAAUUUGCUUUGCUUCUUAUUCACGACCAUCACUCCAAGUUGACUGCACGUUUAGACACCACCUUAUACCUGGAUAUCCCCGAAGUUAUUCAGUCAUCCCAGACAACUUACAAGCCAAACUCAGUUUCGGUGGCCCAUAUCCCUGCUGAUGCCAGCUCCUCGUCCCUCUCUGAGUGCAGAAGCCGCGCGCGCCGCUGCGCUACAGGCUGAGUUUAAUGAAAAGAAAUGGGUGUGGGUACCAGACGAGAAAGACGGUUAUCUCGCUGGUUGGGUAAACCAAGAAGAUGACGAAAUUGCAGAGAUUAUUAUGUCUUCUGGUAGCGAGAUUCGUCAGGUCCCUUUGUAUGCACUCUCCAAGAUGAACCCUCCCAAGUUCGAUCGUGUCGAAGACAUCGCAGAUCUCACAUUUUUAAACGAAGCGAGCGUCGUGCAUAAUCUGCGUCUAAGGUAUGGAUCCGGAGCUAUCUAUACAUACUCUGGCUUAUUCUUGGUUGCUAUAAACCCUUACCAGAACCUUCCGCUGUAUACAGACGCGAUUAUAUCUCAGUAUCGCAGUAAACGACGCGAUGAGAACCCUCCUCAUAUCUUCGCAGUUGCGGAGCGCGCAUGGGUUAACAUGGGGGAGGAGCGCGAAAAUCAGAGCAUUCUUAUAACGGGAGAAUCUGGUGCAGGAAAAACUGAAAGCACGAAGAAAGUUAUACAAUACCUGUCUGCUAUAGCAACUGAUGCUCACCCGCGCCAUCCUUCACAUUCACAUUCUGCUUCCAUGGCAUCUUCAUUCCCCGCAUCCCCACCUUUGGGUCUGCCCAGAAGAAGCUCUUUCCAUACCAAAGCUACUCAUGUUGUGUCUAACAGCACUGGAGGUGCCAAGGGUCGUCUAGGCUUGCUCGAGCGACAGAUUCUCCAAGCGAAUCCCAUCCUUGAGGCAUUCGGUAACGCGCAGACUCAGCGGAACAACAACUCAAGUAGAUUCGGGAAGUUUAUUAGGAUUAGUUUUUCUCCGGACGGGAGUAUAUCCGGGGCGAAUAUUGACUGGUACCUGCUAGAGAAGAGUCGAGUCGUGGUUCGCAGUGCUGCAGAGCGCAACUUUCACGUAUUUUACCAGUUACUAUCAAGUGGAGGAUCAUUAAAAGACACUCUUCUGUUGGAUCGCCCUUUAGAUGAAUAUGAAUUUCUCAACAGAAGCAGGCGAGAGGUUGAUGGCAUCAACGAUCGUGAAGAUUGGGACGCUCUGAUAAAUGCUCUUGAUAUUGUUGGCUUUACGGUCGCCGAACAGUUCGACCUUUUCCGCAUCAUCGCGGCAAUUCUUCAUAUUGGCAACAUCGACAUCCGUUCUACCAAGUCGGAUGAUGCAUUCAUGCCAGAUCCCUCGCAAGCUGAGCGUGUCUGCCAUUUGCUCGGUAUUCCUAUCGCAGAGUUCACAAGAGCUAUCUUACGGCCCAGGGUUCUUGCUGGUCGUGAGUGGGUCACGCAGGCGAGGACGGGGCAACAGUCUCUCGACGAACUCGCGUCCUUGAGCAAGUCGUUGUACGAGAAGUCCUUCGGUGCACUGGUUGAGCGCAUCAACCGUGCGCUAGAUCGUCCGUCCUCUAAGUCGACGUUCAUUGGUGUUCUCGACAUCGCAGGCUUCGAGAUUUUCGAAAUUAACACUUACGAACAAUUGCUCAUCAACUAUACCAACGAGAAACUGCAACAAUUUUUCAAUCACCAUAUGUUCGUCCUCGAGCAGGAAGAGUAUUCCAGGGAAGGCAUAGAAUGGGAUUACGUAAACUUCAAGCUGGACUUGCAACCGACCAUCGACCUCAUUGAGAGCAGCGGGAACGCUAUUGGUAUCCUCAGUUGCUUGGACGAGGAAUGUAUCAUGCCCAAAGCCACCGAUCUCACGUUCACAGAGAAAGUCCAUUCGAUCUGGAGUGGAGAUCUGCGCGCAACAGACAAUCCUCAUCCAGGCCGGACGAAAUACACCCUACCGAAGUUUGAACAAGGCUUCAUCAUCACGCAUUACGCAGGCAAAGUCGAAUACCGCACCGACGGGUGGUUAGAGAAGAACAAGGAUCCCCUCAAUGAUAAUCUCACACGUGUACUGGCAUCGUCAUCGGAACCUUAUGUGGCAUCGCUUUUCCAAGAUUUUGCUGGCGUCUUCGCCGACGUGCCCCCAUCUUCCAGUGCUGGGUUCUCCGCAGGUAAAAGGCGCACCAUCAAGAGAGGAGCAUUUAGAACAGUUGCGCAACGGCACAAAGAGCAAUUAGCGCUUCUGAUGGCGCAGUUGCAGGCGACACAACCACAUUUCGUACGUUGUAUCGUGCCCAACGUCAACAAGAAACCCGGAAGGGUAGAUGUGCCCCUCGUCCUCGAUCAAUUGCGUUGCAAUGGCGUUUUGGAGGGUAUUCGCAUAGCGCGUCUUGGUUAUCCCAAUCGGCUUCUUUUCGUCGAGUUCCGCCAGCGCUACGAGAUCAUGACUCCAGGCAUUAUUCCUCGUGGAUACAUGGAUGGUCGCAAAUCGUGCAUCCGUAUUGUAGAAGCUUUGGAUCUCGAUACUGAGUUGUUCCGUGUGGGAACAUCCAAGAUAUUCUUCAAGGCCGGAGUCCUCGCCGAUCUCGAGGAGCGGCGAGAUGCCCUUCUAUUUGACGUCUUUUCGAGGCUACAGGCUGUUGCUAGGAAGUUCUCCGCACGCAGACAGAUGAAGAAGGUUCUCAAUCGUGCGGUGGCGAUACGAACGAUCCAGCGUAAUGCUCGCGUGUACGGGGAGUUGCGAGAUUGGCCAUGGUGGCAGCUAUACACUAAAGUCCGUCCGUUACUCGCCGCGACACGAAAUGACGAAGAGCUCAGAAGGAAAGACGUUGAGCUGCAACUUGUAAAGGAAAGAGCGGAGCGCGACCAACGGGAACGGGAAAACCUGGAGAAUGUGAAGAUGACUCUUCAGGCGGAAAAACGAAAGAUCAUUGAAGAGUUGGAAGCCGAGCGUGCGCUUACCCUCGACAAAGAUGUCAUGUUAGACAGAAGCAAAAAGAGGGAAGCAGAACUUGAAGAAGAGAUCGUUGCCUUACACGCCGAUCUCGACGUCCUUGAUUCGCAACUGGACCGUGCCCUGCAACUUCAGAAGGAGGGCGAUGAGAAACAUGAAACUUUACGUGUCGCGUUCGACCAGGCUGCAGAGCAUCUUGUCCGCAUGGAGGGUCAACAAAAUGAAUGGCGAGCUAAAGAGGCGGAACUUUCGGACAUUGUAUUAACCCAGGAGAGCAGCAUGGUUCAGCUGCAGCAGGAACACCAAGCUCUCCAGAAAGCCAAUGAGGACCUCAGAGCCCUUGUUUCACAGCACGACGAAGAUUUGGCGCGUGUCAAGGAGCGUUCUGAAGCUUUAGUGAGCGACUUGCAGGCCAAGCUCGGUGUGGAAAUCCAAUCUAAAGAGUCGCUCGGCAGCAAGGUCGACCAACUGGAAAGAAGCUUGAGUUACCUCAAACAGCAGCUAACAGAGAUGACUCGUACAUCUGCUGAGUAUUCUGCUAUGAUCCAGAACAAAGAGGACCAAAAUUCACAGCUGCUUUCGACCAUCACCGCAUCCGCCGACGAGCAUUCUCGACUGCAAAAAGAGAUUGUCGAACUCCACGCUGCAUCUGACAGACAGCGAGCGGAGAUCCAUGCUUCCAGGGCCGAUGUAGAUCGUGCAGUAUCUGCCAAGAUAAAACUUCAGAACGAGCUGGAUGAGCUCCGCACAAUCAUGGAGACCAAGACCUCCGAAGACGCCCGCCGGCUCGAAGUCGAGAAAAGCAAAGAGGAAGAGCUUACCGAACUCCGCUCUCAGUCUUCCCAGUUACACGCAGAACUCAGCAUUUUACGGGAAAACGCUCUUGACAAGGAAAGCAAGCUCGCUGCCGAGCUAGACGAGAUGCGUCGUCAGCACAAGCAGCUGGAUUCAGCUCACAGCUCUCUUUUAGACCGCGAGCGAGGCUUGAAGGAACGGACGUCAAAGCUCGAGGCAAUACUCGUGGAUCUCGAAAAAGCCAAAAGAGUGGUUGAAUCAGAAUUGCAGGCAUUGCGAUCCCGUCAGAUUGACUCGGAUGGUCGGUUAGCAGAGACAUUGAGGGCGAAAGAGAUCCUGGAACGACAACUCCACGCUGCUCAGACCAAAUAUAAUGAGAUCGAGGAUACGAUUUUGCAGAUGGAAAGAGAUGCUCACGCUGGCGAACGUCAGUUGGAAACCUUGAAGAAACAGCUGGAAUCCGAAUCAGCCAAGUGCAAGAACCUUCAACACGUCAUGUUAGCUCAGAAAAAGGAGUAUCAAGAACGCAUUGCGAAGUACGACCAUGAUCUUAACAAAGCAAUCACUGAUCUCAAGAAUCGGGAGUGGGAGCUCAAGCAAAUGGAGAGCAAACAGGAUAAGACGAUUGUCGAACACGUUUACGUUCUGGAGAAGGCCAAGAAAGUGACCGAUCAGCAACUGAGAGAGGCGCAAGAGCAGCUGCAGAAGGAUGCCGUCUACAUUCGAUCUUUGGAGAAAGCCAAGGCAAGCCUCACCCGGGAGGUGGAAGAUUUCGCCAGGGGAGGUGGGGUGGAUCAGGCAGAGCGUAGGGCCUCGGAACGGGCUAUCAAGUUCCUUGAGGAGAAAGCUAACAAAGCACUCGCCAGCGCAGAAGCAAAGGCUAAAACAGAACGUGCUGAAUUUUCUGUCCGACGCGCCCUCGCCGACUUGGAAAAGACUCAUAAUGAUUUGGUGACAGAGAAGAGGACACUCGAAGAGCGUUUCCAAGACACUCAGCGGAGGCUCCAUGAAUUGGAGGUUCAGAUUGAGGCCGAAGAUAGAGAAUCUUCUGAGUUGGGCAUUCACAGGCACCGUCUAGUACAACAACUGCAAGAUGAACGUCAGCAGCAUCAGAAAGAUCUCGCAGAGCGUGAUUUCGCCAGCGACCAGACCCGAAAGAAAUAUCAAGCUGAACUAGCCCAGUUGAGCGAAGAAAUGCAAGCGCAGCGAGAUGCGAUGACGAGGCUACGAGAAGAUAAUCGCAAAAUACAUUCAGACUACGACGAGCUGCAGCUAAGAUUUGAUGACGAAGUCUACAAUGGAGGCGCCUGGAACAGGGAGAAAGAGCGGAUGGAGACGAAGAUCGCCGAUCUAACCAAAGCUUUUGAGUCAUCGACUACUGCUCAAUCCGACCAGCAAGCGCAGAUCGUGUCACUUCACUCGCAAGUUCGGGAGCUUCGAAGCGUUCUCAAUGAUGCUGAGGCGGACAGGGCAAUGCUACAAAAGGCACGCCGCUCUUUGCAGGCGGAACUUGAAGGCAUCAAGCUUGACCAUGUCGAUGCAACGAAAAUGACUUCGGAUCGAGAACUACAAAAGCUACAGCUGGAGAAACAAGAUCUUGAGCGAUCUCUGGAGGAACAAAAAGAUCGUGUAGUCAUGGCCUUUGACCGCUUGAAGAGAGCCGAGGCACAUGCCAAUGAAAGCCAGCUGGAACUUGACCGGACCCGCGUCGAGAAUACUGAACUGGAUAGAAUAAAUGUAAGUGCCUGAAAAAUGAUCUUCAGUGUGCUCACUCUGUCCUACAGGCACAGCUAGAGAAGCAGGUCAAAGACCUAAACGUCCGCGUCGUUGACCUUGAAACGAAGUCAUAUGCAAAUUCUCCUCACCCAUCCUCCACUGUCAGGCAGCUGCAGGGCCGUAUCGAUGAACUCACUACUCAACUCAAGCAAGUGUCACGCGAGAAAGUCGACUCCAACCGCUUGCAUAGUUCUGAUAAGGCAAUCCGCGACAUACAACUACAGUUAGCUGAAAGCGAAAGGCACCACGUCAAAUUGGAGGAGGAGCGAAAAAUAUCC
Suillus fuscotomentosus is the source of this 5932-nucleotide messenger RNA. Its product is annotated as P-loop containing nucleoside triphosphate hydrolase protein. Gene Ontology annotation, molecular function: ATP binding; microfilament motor activity; actin filament binding. Bases 267 to 5627 code for a protein of 1786 amino acids. The record is from RefSeq and is a predicted model, not a curated record. NCBI's taxonomy places the organism in Eukaryota, Fungi, Basidiomycota, Agaricomycetes, Boletales, Suillaceae. Gene Ontology annotation, cellular component: myosin complex; cytoplasm; vesicle. The transcript is spliced from 12 exons. Gene Ontology annotation, biological process: actin filament organization; vesicle transport along actin filament.